Sphenostylis stenocarpa is the source of this 1218-nucleotide messenger RNA. The record is from the annotation of a GenBank genome assembly. NCBI's taxonomy places the organism in Eukaryota, Viridiplantae, Streptophyta, Magnoliopsida, Fabales, Fabaceae.
AUGCAGAGAAUUGCAUCAGCACAAUUGGCAGACAACAAAUUUUCAUCCUUGAGAUCUUAUAAUUCUGGCAGUUUAGUUGAUUUUUUCUCUGAACCUGUUCAUCCUUUGGAACCACUUCAGAGUAAAGCAUUUGGCAUUCCACGACCACCUGGUCCUACAAGAUCUGUUAGCAUGGAUCUCUCCAAAGCACCAUUGGAAUCAACAGCAGCGUCUCAAGCUCCAACAGUGGAUCUGUUUCAAUCAUCUUUUUCAUCUGCAGCUCCAUCUUUCAAUGAGAAUCAUCUUACUCAAACAUCCCAGCUUGCAUCUAUUAAUUUGUUUGCCAAUCUAUCUGAGCAGCCUACUACUAAAACCUCAAAUGAAAAGGCACUGGAGUUAUCUGUCCCUAAAAAUGAAGGAUGGGCAACUUUUGAUGUGCCUCAGAGCACCUCCUCUACUGCACAAGUUGAAAUUCCUGCAACUGUACCCUCAAGUGCUAAAUCUUUACAAGAAAGAUUUGAUCCAUUUUCCACCUCAAAUGCAAACACACAAUGGCCGUCUUUUGAAUUUUCUGGUGUCGGUAUACCUUCUUCGCUUACAUCUAAUUCAUGGCAUGAUGGUCUGUGGAAUAGAGAAGAACAGGUUUCUACUAUGGCAGGAAACACUCAACCAUGGAAUGCAUUUGAAGAUUCUGGUGCCCAUCAUCCUGUGGAUGCCCUUAGUCAAGGAUUACAAAUGCACAAUUUGCCCUCAGCUGAUAAUCAAAUUUUGGGAUUAAGAGAGUAUGAGGGGUCCAAUAAAGAUGGAGUUAAAGGCAUUGCCCCUGUUGGUGGUUUUGAUAGUCAUGAGAUCCCAUCUCAUGUCAGUUGCUUAGCGUAUCCCCCACUAAUAAUUCCUCCAACGGGGGAUAUUCAAGCUAAUGGAAUGAAAUGUAAAACAACUAAUCCAUUUGAUUAUCCUCAUGAAUCUGAUGUAGAUCACAACGAUAUGUUUCUUGAUAUGGGCUCUUUGCACGAUGCUCUGCCAGAUGCCCUGUUUCCAGCCUCUUUCCAUACUGGUAUAGCUGAAUCAUGGCCGGUGACCCCUUAUAUUUCCUCUUCUGGAGAAGGUGGUUUGUCAUUCAUGGCGGUGCAAUCACCAGGUUCUCAACUACAGCAUUCAUUGACUGAGUUGCAUAUUUACAGGAACAUCCAGACGCCAGAACCAGUUGCUUCGUUUGGGGGAAAUCCUUUUGCAUAG